Molecule: messenger RNA, 1332 nt
Organism: Penicillium mononematosum
Lineage: Eukaryota; Fungi; Ascomycota; Eurotiomycetes; Eurotiales; Aspergillaceae
Exons: 2
Coding region: 1-1332 (443 amino acids)
Biological process (GO): phosphatidylethanolamine biosynthetic process
Cellular component (GO): mitochondrion
Molecular function (GO): phosphatidylserine decarboxylase activity
Source: RefSeq, a predicted model, not a curated record
AUGUCACAACGUAAUCCAGAACACCACCUCCACAGGGUCGGCAACUGGAUGCCAGCUGAUCAUGCAGCCCACAAAGAAUGGCUCGGAGGAAUAAUCAAGAAAGUCGACGACGGCGAGGAGCAGCCUCUCCACCCAGUCCUAAAGGAAUUCAAAGAACUCAUCGAAUCCAACACACGCAUAUACAUGCUCUUGAGCUCCAUGUUCAACGAAGUCCCACGCAACAAGCGAUACGGCCACGACCCAACAGGCAAUCCCGAAAUCCGCGACUAUUCCCAUUUCCUAUAUGUCAUCAACCACCUCCUCACCACCGCGCCUUCCUGGACCGACAAGGCCCACCGCGUCGGUCUAGUCGGGUUACCCAUCAAUGCCGUCCUCGACUGGCCAAUGGGUACACCCAGCGGCUAUGCGGCCUUCCUAGAUCCCGACAUCAACGCGAUGAUCAAGAAGAUCUUGAAUGCGUGGGGCGAGUUCCUGCGCUCUCCCGCCUCCGCUGAGGUGCUGAAUGACAGCGCUCACGGGUGGUUCGGUAAAACCGGCCGCCGGGAUCUGACAGCCGUUGCGAAGAUCGGUGUGCUGGCCGCGACGGAUUUGCAGUUCCACGAUAUGUACGAUUGUGACCCGUCUGCGCCAAAUCACGGAUACAAGUCGUGGGAUCAUUUCUUUACCCGCACGCUCAAGGAGGGAAUACGGCCUGUUGAAGACCCGGAUGACGGGAAGGUUAUCGCUAACGCGUGCGAGUCGCAGCCGUAUCGGAUUACCCGCCAUGCUCGUGCGCGUGAUAAGUUCUGGAUUAAGAGUCAGCCGUACUCUGUGCUUGACAUGCUGGGUCAUGAUCCUCUUGCGUCGCAGUUUGUUGGCGGCACGGUUUAUCAGGCGUUCCUUAGUGCGUUGAGCUACCACCGUUGGCAUUCGCCUGUUAGCGGGAAGGUCGUCAAGGCUUACGUUGUUGAUGGCACGUACUAUUCUGAACCGCUGUUUGAAGGCGUCGGGAACCCAAAGGCCGAGCAGAAGGACAUUGAUAUGGCGGGUCAGGUUACUUCGCAGGGAUAUAUUACUUCGACUGCGACGCGGGCGCUUAUUUUCAUUGAAGCGGAUGAGCCAGCGAUUGGGUUGGUGGCAUUCAUUGGAGUUGGUAUGGCAGAGGUCUCGACUUGUGAUAUCACCGUGAAGGAGGGGGAUAGACUGAAGAAGGGAGAUGAAAUUGGUAUGUUCCAUUUUGGCGGUUCGACACAUUGUCUCCUUUUCCGGAAGGGGGUCCAUGUGUCCGGGUUCCCAGAGCCUGGGAUGAAAGAGAACAAGCCUGUCCGAAGCAAACUGGCAGUUGUCUUGUGA